Messenger RNA from Carassius gibelio (silver crucian carp), 2708 nucleotides. Its product is annotated as SOSS complex subunit B1-A. Gene Ontology annotation, biological process: mitotic cell cycle checkpoint signaling; double-strand break repair via homologous recombination; response to ionizing radiation. The record is from RefSeq and is a predicted model, not a curated record. Lineage: Eukaryota; Metazoa; Chordata; Actinopteri; Cypriniformes; Cyprinidae. Gene Ontology annotation, cellular component: SOSS complex. The coding region runs from base 264 to 854 and encodes 196 amino acids. The transcript has 7 exons. Gene Ontology annotation, molecular function: DNA binding.
UUUAGCGAAAAAAACAACAACAACGUCAACCACUGUAAGCGGUAGUUGAAUGUCCACGUUCACCGUGAUGAUUGACAGCAGUCUGUGGUCAAAACAUUCAGCGCCUAAACAAGAUCGCGAGCAGUGAGUCUGUUCAGGAUUAUUCACACAAAGUGCUGCAGAUGACGAGAAACAGUAGGCUACUAUUAAAACAGAAAACAGUCAGUGCGGCCAUAGCUCAGAGCUAACCAGUCUUGCAGGAUUUGGGCAGAAGAAGACUGAUCAUGAGCACAGAGACUCAUGUGAAGGACAUUAAACCUGGACUCAAGAAUCUCAACGUCAUCUUCAUCGUGUUGGAAACAGGACGAGUGACGAAGACCAAAGACGGCCAUGAGGUGCGCACAUGUAAAGUGGCUGACAAGACGGGCAGCAUCAGUAUUUCGGUUUGGGAUGAAGUCGGUGGCCUCAUCCAGGCUGGUGACAUCAUCAGACUGACCAAAGGUUAUGCCUCAGUUUUUAAAGGCUGUUUGACGCUGUACACUGGAAGAGGAGGUGAACUACAGAAGAUCGGAGAAUUCUGCAUGGUGUAUUCAGAGGUGCCAAACUUUAGUGAGCCAAAUCCUGAAUAUUUGGCCCAGAUGAAUAAAACGGGACUCAAUGACCAGAGCAACACGAACAGCAGCGCUGGUGCACCUGCAGGGAAUGACACCCCCAAUGGAAAUGGGGUGAAUUCUCAAGGCUCUGGCAACUCUACUAAUGCACAGCCGGGUGGACGAGCAAGUAGUGGGAACGGAAACCGGUCGACACCAAGUCCAGGUGUGGGAGGAAGCUCCGUAAGCAACGGCAAGGAGACACGGCGAACGGUCAAAAGAUGAUUUUGUUCGAUCAUGAAUCAGCAUACAGUGAUCAUUUAAUGAUGGAUGUCAGCAGCUAUUUGUCAUGUCUCAUUUGAAGACAUGCAUUGCUAAACUUUGACCUUAAUGCUUUCAUAUAUAUAUAUAUUUGUUUAACUCUAUGGAUUGUCAGGUCUUGUAAAAUCACGUGUUUUGAGGUAUUGAUCAGUUCCUGUUUUUUCUUGUUUUAAACUCUCCAGAAUGAACACACUAAGCUAUUGUAGUUUUUCUAGUCCAACUUCUGAUUGUAAGUCAACAUUUGAUGAUCAGUUUCAACAUGAACAUUCAGUUAAUUAUUAAAAUGCCAGGGUUGUCAUCUAAAAUAAGCCUUAGCAGGUAAAUGAAACCAAAAAAGAGGUACACCAACAAGCAGAUGAGAAAAAUGGAAAGAGAGCCAGCAGCUGUCAAGAUCUGUAAGUUAUAGACCCCAGAAGUUUUGAACAUUAUACGGCAAGGCUGACACAUUUCCAUGAAAAUUAGAUAAGCGUCCUGUGAUGAGUUUGAAAAGUAAGAGCUUAACAGCUGAGGAUUUUCCCAGGCAGAAAUGUGAAACUAUGUCAUCAAUGAUCACAGUUUGAUAAGAAAGAGCUUUUUGGGUUCCUAAAAAAAUCUGAUGUUCCACAUGAGACCCACUCCAGAACUGUUUACAGUAAAUACCAUUGUGACUGUUGUCCAUCACAGAAAAGCCAAAUAAAAAGAAGCUGUGAUAAAAUGUAAUCAUAAAACACUGAAAACAUGCAACCAUUACACCUUUUUUUUUUUGUGCAGAUCUUUUGCCAGAAAAUUCUGAUAUAUAAAUAAAAAGGAUGAAAAAAAAAUUGAAGGUUUGUUUCACCUUUUUUUUUUCCUUUUUUUUUUUUUAUGCUUUGCUGAUAGGACAUUGCCAAACAUUGCACAAGAUUAGAUGAAAUAGUGUCUAAAGCACUGAAUGUUCAAAGGGGAACGCUGCAGCGUUUUGGUUGCCGUUCCCUUCUCUCGUUUGUUUGUCUGAACUAUUGAUGCUUCUGUGUGAAUGGUUUUGGAGCCUUUGAAGACUUUUCAUGUUGUUUUACUUUAUUGUGAUGUGGACUUAUGCUUCACCCAUUGGAUUAUUUAUUUAAUUUUUGAGUAUUUGCUGCUGGACCCAACUCUCUUACUGCCCUGUACCCUGAGGUUGAUGUUGGUGUGGAUUCCUCCUGCAUGUCCUGUAAGGGAUACUCCAUCCCAAAAUGAACAUUUUGUCAUUAAUCACUUACCCCCAUGUCGUUCCAAACCUGUAAAAGCUUUGUUCGUCUUUGGAACACAGUUUAAAAUAGCCGCGCCACAAGGAUACGCUGUUUUCGUUCAAAUCAAAGAGUAAAUAGACGCAGAAAACGUAUCAUUGUGGUGCAGCUGACACAGAAGAGCGUGAGCUGUCUGCGUUCAGCUAUUAUUCUCUAAAAUAGUGCUAUAGUGAUGUGGAGAGACAGAGGAGACAAAUUGGUUAAUAAAGUCGUUAUUUUUGUUUUCUUCACAUACAAAAAGUAUUCUUUUUUCUAAACAAGGCCAUGGUUUUAUCUGACAUCAUUGUGGAAGAAAAACUCAUCCUUUUUGUGUUUAGUUGAAACAUGGCACAAACAGCCGGAUGGUUUUCUUUUUUAAUGAACUUAUUCCUGUUGGCUGUGGGUUAUUUGAUCUCCCACGAUCCUCUGGGAGAGGUGGGGUAUCAUUGUAUUGUACAAUCAACAACACAGUUUGAGUCCCGUAGCUGUUUAAUUCAUUUGAAUGUCUAGUUUAGAGUGUUUCUGAGUCCCAAUCUACAGCUAUAGUUAAAGUCUACAGGCCUCCUAAGGCAAAUAAAGACUUUUUUAAUCAGAA